CACAGGCGGCGGGAAUACGCAGUUCGUAAUUCUGGUUCGGUUGGGCCGUACGUCCCGCGGUCGCUAUGGCUGCCAAUGCGGCGUAUCUAGUCGUCCGCGCUCGCAUAAUUUUCGGACUUGCACACCAUCGCCGGGACGUCACCACCGGUGGGAUCACGAAAAUUUGCCGGACGUUCGACGUUGUUCAGCGAUGCCGUCGUCACCAUUGCAAACGAUGGUAUAGCUCAAUUUCUACAACGUUUUCGGGUGAUGGAAAUGAAGGAAAACAAAUAUCAAAACCUUCAUAUGACAAGUCAGAAAUCCACGUCGAGCUCAGACGAGGGUUGCCCACGGUCACAGUUCCUUUGCCGUCCAGGCGCGAACUUUGUCAGUUUACCUUGCGCCCAGUGACGAACACGGUCGGUGACUUUACCAAAAUGUUGAAGACCGAGGAUCCGGGUGUCGACCGCGUAGUUAUAUCCAGCUCAGAGGGUGUGCGCAUAGCGUCUUCCAAUACAAUCGAAUCGCUCAUGGAAGAUGACUUCCGGUUAACCAUCAAUGACCGAGAGUUCGCGGUUAAAGUGCCACCGCACAGGAAGCUUACAAAGGAAGAAAUGGAACGGCUUUCUGGCGUCAGGACUUUAGUCAGUCAGUUGUACGAAUCACUGAACGUCGAAGAACAUCAAUUAAAAAAAGAAAGGGAGUUACUGGCUAAGAUGGAAGAACUAAAAGUCAAAUUGGAACCCCUCGAAAAGAAAAGGCAAUCCAUCGACUUGGUAGCCAGCAGACAAACAUCGGUGCUCACAUGGGUCGGUCUGGGACUUAUGUCAGUGCAGUUUGGCAUAUUGGCUCGGCUCACUUGGUGGGAAUAUUCGUGGGACAUAAUGGAGCCGGUCACAUACUUCGUCACUUAUGGUACCGCCAUGGCCGUAUAUGCUUACUAUGUACUCACCAAACAGGAGUACCUGAUGCCGGAUGUUCGCGACCGCCAGUAUCUGAUCACCGUGCAUAAGAAGGCCAGGAAGUGUGGAUUAGACUUGCACACAUACAACCUGCUCAAGGACAAAAUGGCGGGCGUGCAGACCGAUUUGGCCCGGCUCAAGGACCCGCUUGUCCCUCCGCACAGGGCACAAGUCCUGUACGAUCCUCUGGCCGACUGUAACGCCACGGGAAUGGAACCUACGGGACUCUGGUCCGGACUCCGAGCCCGGAUCAAGUAAUUGAUGGAUGAAACCAAAGGCAGAAGCGGAAAACGGACCACCAAUAACAGCAUUUGAGAACACGCGCAGUAUUAUGCAUAAUAAAUAAUAAUUUUAAUUUUAUGUCUUCUUUUUACGAUCAUUUUUUUCUUUUUUUUCGUUUUAGACUUAUUCGUUUACGUCGUAUAAAAGUUGGUGCUAAACAUAUAAUGCCGGUUUUCUUCUCGCUGUCGUUUUUCAUCUUUCGUAAAUAUUCUUAGAUGACUUAAUCUCAACACAGGGUUAGAGUAUUAUAACUUCACGCACACAAAAAAUAUUAAUAUACUUUAUAGGAUAAUAUAGGGGGUAUAUCGUAUAUAGGUACCUACAUCGGCUCUUUACAAUACAACAUCUGCAUUCUGCAGUUUAUCUGUACGCUUUUUUUGAGACUUUUUAAUAUGUAAAAAUGAAAAAAAAAAUUUCUAAACACGCUCUAUCUAUUUCGUAGGUAUUCGAUUUUUUUUUUUAUAAUAAUAAUCGUCUAUUAUAUAUAUAUUUAUUACAUUUUUUGUGUUCUUAUAUAUAAAUAUUAUAUUAUUAUUGUUAUUGUUGUUAUCGUAUAGAACGAGGACGAAAAUCUCGUACCACAGUCGCUCUCGUGGAAUCGUCUUUCCGUCACACACAAGCACACAUAUAUCCACAUACACACACACACACACACACACACACACACACACACACACACACACACACAUACAUACAUACAUACAUACAUACAUACAUACAUACAUACAACAUACAUACAUACACACAAAACACAAAACACACGUGCACUUGUUGAUUGAUUGAUCAAGAACAAUCAUAACCGUUUUUUUAAACUUUUUUCACUUUGGGUUAGGAUCAGGGUCGUUUUAAUAAAUAUAUAAUAUGUUGAUAAAUAAUGUUAUGAUAAUAAUAUAAUAAUUAAUAUAUGUACGCGUCGACGGCGGAUCGUAUUGUAUAUUCGUCGUCGCUGGAUUCGGUUAACGGAAGUUGCAUAGUGCUCAUAUAUAUUAAUAUAUAAUAUUAUACAACGGCAAUGACGCAUAAGAAGUAACAUAACAAUCCUUGUUUUAAUGUUGUGAUAACGGAGCCAAUAUUUUAUUAUAAAUGAAUUAAAAGUUGUAUAAUUAUUGCUCUUUUUUUUUGAUUCGCCAUAUAGCAUUUUAUUUCGAUUAAAGCUCAAUGUAAUUAGUGUUAACUAUUUUUAAAUUUAUCUCUUUUUCUCGCUCUUUAUUAUCUCACUAUUCUUAUAGUAUUUAUAACAUAAUAUAUUCGUCAACUAACUUUUAUAAUUGUCUUUAAUGAUUUUCAACGCCAUCAUAAUACAUAUUAUUUAUAUAAGGUAGCGUGUAGAUACAAUAAUACUGUAACUCGUGUUUAGUCAAAUCGUUAUAUAAUCAACGAACUUUUUUAUCAAAACCGUCAUUGUACGAUGUUUAGGUCUUAGUUUCUAAACCAUUUUUUUUUCAAAUCUAUUUAAAAUCUAUUCAUAGACAUGUAUUAAUGUAAUUUUUUUUUUGAAUUAUUUAUUUCUAUUUAUUAUACCUAUUACCUAUUGUACGAUUAUUUAUCUUAAAUAAUUAUCGUUUAUGUUUAAAUGUAUUAACUAAAUCCUGUAAGUAAGUACUAGUAACAUGCGUUGUACAAAACAACAUUGUUAUUCAUUUUUACUUUAAUAUUGUACUAAUACCUAUACGUUUGUAUGAUUUGUUUUUAUUUAAUAUUAAGUAUUCCCUAAAAAUCAUUAGUAUUAAGAUUAUUAUACCUGUAAGAAGUUAAUUUAAUCAAAUUUAUGAUGUUCCGUUGUAUUGUAUCGUUUACAUUUUUAAUUUCAAUAUUAUAUAGUAUAUACUUUAACAUAACGUAUUAAUUUUAGUUGGCUUGUUAAUCAAACGCUGAGAGGACGUCACUCGUGUAAACAAUUUUAAUAUAUCAUGUGCCUAUGUCCUAGAGAUUUAUUAUAAGUAGAAAACAAUUUUCAAAAAACCUCUUGGAAUAUGAUAUAACUUUUCAAU
Messenger RNA from Myzus persicae (green peach aphid), 3214 nucleotides. It is a transcript of the gene MCU, whose product is annotated as calcium uniporter protein, mitochondrial. Gene Ontology annotation, biological process: mitochondrial calcium ion homeostasis; calcium import into the mitochondrion. Gene Ontology annotation, cellular component: uniplex complex; mitochondrial inner membrane. Gene Ontology annotation, molecular function: calcium channel activity; uniporter activity. The record is from RefSeq and is a predicted model, not a curated record. The transcript has 6 exons. NCBI's taxonomy places the organism in Eukaryota, Metazoa, Arthropoda, Insecta, Hemiptera, Aphididae. Bases 66 to 1199 code for a protein of 377 amino acids.